CUCAAGUCUUCUUCUAAUUCGUCACACGGGAGAAGAAAAAAAAGAAACUCAAAAGCUCUACACGAAAUGGACGCGACGAUAGGAAAGGUUUUCGAUUCCGUCUCUACCUUCUUCGCCGGCGUUGCUUCCGGCUCCUCCGAUGAGUUCCCCUUGUGCGACACCGACAUCAUCUCGGGAUGUGAGAAAGAGCUUGCAGAGGCUCAGAAAGGCCAAGACGAAGGGUUUAAGAAGGAAUCCAUCAUGCGGCUAUCGUGGGCUCUUGUUCAUUCGAAGAUGCCUGCGGAUAUUCAGCGUGGGAUAGCAAUGCUUGAAGGUUCGGUGGUUAGUGAUACAAGUCCAAUGACACUAAGGGAGAAGCUAUAUCUCCUUGCUAUUGGAUACUAUCGAAGCGGUGACUUUUCAAGAAGCAGGGGUUAUAUAGAACGGUGUUUGGAGGUUGAACCAGAGUGGAGACAGGCUCAGACGCUAAAAACGGCUAUAGAGGAUCGUAUUGUGAAAGAUGGUGUUAUUGGCGUUGGAAUCGCUGUUACUGCUGUUGGGAUUGUUGCUGGUAUUGCUGCAGCAUUGGUACGCAGAGGCUGAGAAGGAAAGAAACCCGUACAUGUACAUGUUUCCCUGAUCUUCAGUGAGUUUGUUUAGUUUCUUUUGUGAGCUUGGAAGAAUGUAUUUAUUAAAGGGCUUGGCUUGGAAGAAUGUUUUUUAUUAAAGGAAAACAAAUAAAGUUGUAAUUCCAAUCUUAUUAUGAAUAGCUAAACAGCAUUACUGA
This is a messenger RNA of Brassica oleracea var. oleracea, 766 nucleotides long. Its product is annotated as mitochondrial fission 1 protein B. Bases 67 to 582 code for a protein of 171 amino acids. NCBI's taxonomy places the organism in Eukaryota, Viridiplantae, Streptophyta, Magnoliopsida, Brassicales, Brassicaceae. The transcript is spliced from 5 exons. Gene Ontology annotation, biological process: autophagy of mitochondrion; mitochondrial fission; peroxisome fission. Gene Ontology annotation, cellular component: mitochondrial outer membrane; peroxisomal membrane. The record is from RefSeq and is a predicted model, not a curated record. Gene Ontology annotation, molecular function: protein binding.